Molecule: messenger RNA, 3108 nt
Organism: Thrips palmi
Lineage: Eukaryota; Metazoa; Arthropoda; Insecta; Thysanoptera; Thripidae
Exons: 9
Coding region: 142-1116 (324 amino acids)
Molecular function (GO): 8-oxo-dGDP phosphatase activity
Source: RefSeq, a predicted model, not a curated record
CUCUCCCCUCCCCCUUCCUCCGAGUGUUGUGUUGACGCGACGGUGAUUUUAGCGAGCGGACGGUGAUGGGUGAUGGAGUUUUGCUGACUGCUGUCAGCUUGUGUUAGUGGCGAUAUUUUCCUUCUGAACUAAAUCAAAAGAAUGGCUUCGUACAAGCGAUCCUCGUCACCUUUCCUGAAAAUAGCGAAAAAGUUUAACUGUUUCUACAUUAACGGUCUUCCAAAGAGGCACUGCAAGCCCUUUGUUGUCGAAGGCCACCAAGUUGGACUUGUUCGUCCAGACAUUAUGGUUGAAUUAUUGCGUUAUCCAGAGGUCUUCAUUGUAAGGCCAGAUUCUGUUGAAUUAAACCCAGCAUUUCGUGACUUUGAUGAGAGAACUGCUCGUGUUGAGCAAGUUUUGCAGGAAUGCAGGGCUAACAAUACAUUUGUUACCCUGAAAGGUUGGAGAAAUGAGUGCUACAACGUGCAUUCUGUCUUAACUGAUCCACCACUACUCCGCAUGGAUCGGUCAGCGACUUGUCUGUUUGGCAUACGUAACUAUGGAGUUACUAUCAAUGGCUUUGUUCAUGACUCAAACAAAGGGCUGUGUCUUUGGAUGCAGCGCCGGUCCCCUACUAAAGAAACAUGGCCGGGGAAAUGGGACAAUAUGGUCAGUGGUGGUUUAAGUGUUGGAUAUGGAGUUAUUGAAACUGCAAUCAAAGAAGCUCAAGAAGAGGCUGGCAUACCAGAGAACAUGCUCAAGGAUAUCAGACCUUCUGGUGCAGUAUCUUUCUUCUUUGAGAGUGAGCGUGGAUUAUUUCCCAAUACUGAGUAUGUCUUUGACUUAAAACUGCCUUGUGAGUUUACUCCGAAGAAUAAUGAUGGAGAGGUGGAGACUUUUGAUCUCCUAUCAAUUAAUGAACUGAAAGAAUUGAUUGCAUCUCCUGACUUCAAAACAACAAGUUUACCAAUUGUCAUAGACUUCCUUGUCCGUCAUGGAGUGAUCUCCCCCGAGACUGGUGGGUUGGGUAGUCUCAAAGAACCCAACUAUGCUCAGCUGCUUGAGCUUCUACAUGUACCACUCCAAACAAUUUACCAUCGUGCUGCUCCUUCUGAAAAUGGAGACAAAGGUCUUUGACUUGCCAAUGAACGAUCUGCUUGGAUCAGGGCAAUAAAAGGUACUUACACAAUUUUUAAAAAUUUUAUUCAACUCGUGCAUUAGUGCCUUGAAUGGAAAAGAAUGUUUUUGAAGAAGAAAUGAAGAAGUAGUCAUAAUUAGGAAAGUAGUUUAAGGAAACAUUCCUGUGUGUUUGUUUGAAAUUUUAUUGCAUGUUAUGCAAGAUUUCAUGAUUAAUAAUCAUCAUGAAAAUUAACAUACACUUGUCUUAAUUUCACUGCAGUUUCAUUUUAAGACAUUACUUCAAACUCUUCACAGUUUGUUUUGUGUAUGAUUAUUCAUUAAUGGUUAUUCAGUUUUUGCUUCUUUUAAAUACAGUAAUAUAUAUACAUAUAUAUUAUAUAUAACAUUCAUACAGAUACAGUAUAUUAUAAAAAUUGAACGGAAGGGUUCAGCUGCUUCAUUUCACAGAUAUUUUAUUGGUUAGCGAUACUGCAUUAUUGUCAGUGUCACACUUGUGCAGUUGAUACUUGUUAACCUUAAUCAAAAUAAUGUUUCUCAGUCAUCAUUUUAAUCAACUUAAUUGAAGUCAGAAUCACUGUGCUUUGAUUUUGCCUGUUAAUGAACUUCGGUCAGUUCUGAUAAUCAUUUAGUCCUCUCACCUUGCUUUCUUUUUUUUUCUGUCAACAGUAAGACCCAAGGACUCUUGUGAUAAAGCAAUUUUUCUCUGUUGAUUCAUUUCCCAACAAAUUGUAUAUUCUGUGAUGUAAUGGUUUCUCUUAGAGUGGGUACUUGAGGAAGUCUAUGUAUUAUUAUAAUAAACAAAACAUCAAGACAGUGGUAGUUUUUUUCUUUCUCUUUCUGUAAUAACAGAACUUUUUUCUGUAUUUUAUAAGAUAAAUGCUUUCAUGUGUUACAAGCACAUUAUUAAAAUAAUGUGCAGCCCUUCUUAGCAAUGUACUUCACAUUUUUAGGAUAGAAGAUGACACUAGCAUUUAAUGUGAUGCUUGUAGGUAUAUUGUAUUUACCUAAAUUUUAGUGUGUGGGAAUGUGCAAAUAUUAUUUAUUAAGUUAUUUUCAAUUCAUUUCUGUUACUUCUGGAAACUUUUCUCAGAUCAUUCUUCCCCAACACAAACAAACAACAAAGCAUCAUCUCUAGUGAAGGAAAAAAUUCAUAUGUACUGCGUAUUUCUGUUGUCUGUAUACCUUAUGGUGAGUGAACCCUCCAAUCAGGGUUCACUUGAAUCUCUGUUGGCAGUGCAGGUUAUGGAGAGUAGUCUUUAUCAGUAUAAUAUCCUCGCUUGGAGUGGCAGUGUUUUGUUACUCAUACCAAGCUUCAUGUGAUAUGAAGAUUUGAUUGUGCGUGUGCAUGUAUGUGUGUGUGCGCGCGUGUAUGUGUGAGCGUGUAUGUGUGUGUCUCCUAACAGUUGUACAUUCUGUACAGGGAGCAGAGAAAGCCAACUGUAUCAUCAAAUCAGGUGUCAUGAAAUAUACUUGUUUUUACUGUAAUUAAUUACUUAAAUUAAUAAGUGCAUAAACCCUCACUAUAGUUUAUUUAAUCUGCUGUAAGAUUAUGUGAAGUGUUGGCUGUUUUGAAUUUCAUAACUCUACUGAGUACAACUCUGUUAUUGAUCUCACACUUCAUAUCUUCAGUUUUAACUUCUGUGGGUGAAGUCUGCUAUUUGAGCUUAAUGUUGGCUUUCAUCUCAGCUCAUAACAGUUUCUAUCCCAGAGUGAUUGCUUUCUCUGCUUUCUUUAUAUCAUUUACAUCUAUAAUUAAUACUGUCAACAACCUGUUCAAUCUAGUCUAUUUCUUUGGCAAAUCUUCUUACCACCAUUCUCUAUACUAGUCUAGUUUAUUUUCUGGGAUUGCUUUGAAGGUUUUCUAGUUCUAGUCAGGUCAAGACUUUUUUUUCUUUUCCCAUGAACUUUGAUCUACUUCACCUUGUUUUUGUUUAACCAUUAUUUUGUUUAAUCUAAUUUGGUAAAUAAAGGUGGUUGCUUCCGAUUCCA